This is a messenger RNA of Hypomesus transpacificus, 2283 nucleotides long. RefSeq names its product endothelin receptor Ba (gene ednrba). The coding region runs from base 344 to 1627 and encodes 427 amino acids. Gene Ontology annotation, molecular function: endothelin receptor activity. Gene Ontology annotation, biological process: regulation of blood pressure; vasoconstriction; G protein-coupled receptor signaling pathway. The record is from RefSeq and is a predicted model, not a curated record. Gene Ontology annotation, cellular component: membrane. NCBI's taxonomy places the organism in Eukaryota, Metazoa, Chordata, Actinopteri, Osmeriformes, Osmeridae. The transcript has 8 exons.
GUUAGACAGAAGUGAGAGCUAGCACACAGUUCGGUAACGGAGGGAAGAAGGUCAUGACUAACCGGAGUUCCAGAUCGGAUUUGGAAUAACGGUAUAUUUUAGAAUAUAUUUUUUCCUGAUUGAUAGACGAUGAGAAUAUGUCAAAAUGACAAUACAAGUUUCAUUUCCAUGAAUCAACACCAGCAUCCAACAUCAAAGUGACGUCUAAAAGUAUAAGAAGAGUGUAGGCAAUGAGUGCGAUAUAGUAUUGUAGACUUACUUUUUAAUUGUCUCAUUUGGUUUAUCCUAAACAAAUCACACAGGACAGAAGUGUUCUUUCAAGGACUUAACGUAUAAAACCAUAAUGACGAAGACCUUCCACAUCUAUUUGCCAUUGGUCCUCUCGGCGGGAUAUCUUCUCUUGGUUACUGGACAAGCGGACGAUCAUAACCGACAAGCAGCUCCUCAAAACACGCAUCCUGAACUCCCUUCUGCCACACAAAAACAAGGACUUAUCAGGAGAGAAGAUAGUCCCAUUGAGUACAAUGUCUCCUUUCCCAGGCGCACACGGCCCUUACCCCCCAUGUGUUCUGGACCCACAGAAAUCAGAGACACAUUUAAAUAUAUCAACACUGUGGUGUCGUGUUUGGUGUUUGUAGUCGGAAUCAUCGGUAACUCCACGCUACUUCGUAUUAUUUAUAAGAACAAAUGCAUGCGUAACGGCCCUAAUAUUUUAAUCGCCAGUCUGGCGCUUGGAGACCUGCUUCAUAUCAUCAUUGAUAUUCCUAUCAACGUUUACAAGCUGCUGGCUGAGGACUGGCCUUUCGGUGUGGGUCUGUGCAAACUGGUGCCGUUUGUUCAGAAAGCCUCAGUUGGAAUCACAGUCCUGAGUCUGUGUGCUCUCAGCAUUGACAGGUACCGUGCAGUGGCCUCGUGGAACCGUAUCAAGGGUAUCGGUGUUCCCAAGUGGACCGCUAUCGAGAUCACCCUCAUCUGGCUGCUCUCCAUCCUGCUGGCUGUCCCUGAGGCGGUGGCCUUCGACAUGAUCACCAUGGACUACAAAGGAGAGCACCUCAGGAUCUGUCUUCUGCACCCCAUGCAGACAUCCACCUUCAUGAGGUUCUAUAAGUCUGCCAAGGACUGGUGGCUGUUCAGCGUGUACUUCUGUCUGCCGCUGGCCUGCACCGCUGUCUUCUACACCCUGAUGACCUGCGAGAUGCUGAGGAAGAAGAACGGCGUCCAGAUCGCUCUCAGUGACCACCUCAAACAGCGGAGGGAAGUGGCCAAGACAGUGUUCUGCCUGGUCCUGGUGUUUGCCCUGUGCUGGCUGCCUCUUCAUCUGAGCCGCAUCCUAAAGCUCACAAUCUACGAUGAGAAGGACCCCAACCGCUGUGAGCUGCUCAGUUUUUUCCUGGUUCUGGACUACAUAGGCAUCAAUAUGGCAUCACUUAACUCCUGUAUCAACCCUAUCGCUCUCUACAUGGUCAGCAAGCGGUUCAAAAGCUGCUUCAGGUCAUGUCUGUGUUGCUGGUGUCUACCAGCGGAGAUGCUGAUGGAUGACAAGCAGUCAUGUAUGAAGCUCAAAGUCACCGAACGAGCCUCUGACCAGAGCAACUCCCGCGUAACCAACAAGUACACCACAGCAUGAGCAUGCUUUUAAGUGCAAGUGCCUUUAACUGGGGAUCAGAUAAUCCUGAUCCAGGCCUGUUUAGUGAAGAGUAUCCUUGUUAUGUGGAGAGAAGUGCACUAAGAAGGAAGUGUUAUGAGACGCUCUGAGGGACUGAUUCAGGAGCAUGUUAAGCCAGAGCCACCGGCAGAUGAAAAAUGCCCUUAUUGACAGAGGCACACACGUGUACAUAGACUGUCGUUUCCCCUAAAACUGGGUCUGGGUUAUUUGUUGGAGGGGGUUUAGAGUUGUAGAAUUAUCAGAGAAGGAAGAAAGUCUGUGUUAUUUGUUUACUACUAGGUGUGGCUAGCUAGGUCUGGGAAAAUUGUUGAGAAAUGACUUAUGAAAACUCAGAAUGUGUGUGUCGUCAGCCAAAAACAAAGAGGCUGGGGUUGAGUGAAAAAUCUUGGGUGGAUUGGGAAUGUUAGUGUUGAAAGAAUGUCUGCUGUAUAUUUUGUUGCAUGAUAUUUUUUGUUUAACAUGUAUCUGGUAUAUUAUAGCAAUUUUAUUAAUAGUUACCCAGGUUUUCAUUUGUUUAGUUUAUUGUUUAUUCCAGUAAGUAAUAGUAGCAUUUGGCAUAUUAUUCUGUGAGUGGAUGUUUUCAUACUAUAAAUGUUUGCUUUUGAUGCUGAAUGGUC